AUGGCUGAUCGCGCGCGCCGCCUCCGCCGCACUGUUAGGUCGUCCAUGGUCAGUCAGCCCACCUCGGGACCUCUCGACCGCUAUGACUCCUCUUUUUGCACGACGCGAAAACAGACCCCCAACGAGCCCCGGGCUUACACAGCGGGGUUUCGCGUAGGCAACCACACGGCAUACAAGCAGGUCAAGGGGCGCAAGACGACGGCCGACGAAAUCCUCGAGCUCUACGAGGGCCUGAAACAGUCGGACCUGAACAACUUCGAUGUCCUGCUGUCCGGCUACAUGCCAAGCGCCGAGGCGGUGCAGGCGGUGGGUAAAAUCGGGAGGGAUUUGAGGUUCAACGCGUCGGUUAAGCCGGGGAGCUUCUUCUGGGUGUUGGACCCCGUCAUGGGCGACCAGGGACGGUGCUACGUACCCGAAGACGAGAUACCGCAGUACAAGGCGCUGCUGCGUGAGGCAGAUCUCAUCCUGCCGAACCAGUUCGAGGCCGAACUCCUCUCCGACACCAAAAUCACCAACCUCACCACCCUCGCCACCGCCAUCCAACGCCUCCACUCAACCUACCACAUCCCCCACAUCAUCAUCACCUCCCUCCGCCUCUCCCCCACCGACGACCACACCAUCCUGGCCCCCUCCUCCACCGACACCCCCACCCACCUCACCGUCGUCGGCUCCACCUCGACCAGCGCCGGCGCCCCGCGCCUCUUCCGGCUCGACGCCCCCGCCUUCCCGCACUUCUUCUCCGGCACGGGCGACAUGUUCGCCGCGCUGACGGUCGCGCGGCUGCGCGAGGCGUGCGCGGCGGAGGAGGGGACGCUGGGUCGCGCCAGCUGGAAGAGCGGCGACGACGUGCCGGCGACGCGGCUGCCGCUGGCGCGGGCGGCGGAGAAGGUGCUCGAGAGCAUGCACGCCGUCCUGGGGAAGACGGCGGCGGCGUGCGAGAGGGAGAUGGCGGCGCUGGAGGCCGAGGAAGGAAGGGCGCCGGCGGAGGAUGCGGACGAGCGGGGUGAGGCGGCGAGGGAGAGGGCGUUCAAGCGCCAUUUGAGGCGGAUGCGGGCGAGUGAGGUGCAGGUCGUAAGGAAUGUGGGGGAUUUGCUGCUGCUGGGAGGCGAGGCGGCGGGGAGGGAGGGGUUCGUUGCGAGGGAGGUGGAUGUGCGGGGGUGGGAUGUCGACGCUGGGAAGCCGCGGCCGGAUGAGCUGGGGGUGACUGAUUUGGGUGUGGGCGCGAGCGCGGGGGCUGUGCAGGUCGAGACGGCGAACAGAUGA
Molecule: messenger RNA, 1263 nt
Organism: Diplodia corticola
Lineage: Eukaryota; Fungi; Ascomycota; Dothideomycetes; Botryosphaeriales; Botryosphaeriaceae
Product: pyridoxine kinase
Exons: 4
Coding region: 1-1263 (420 amino acids)
Biological process (GO): pyridoxal 5'-phosphate salvage
Cellular component (GO): cytosol
Molecular function (GO): pyridoxal kinase activity
Source: RefSeq, a predicted model, not a curated record